Molecule: messenger RNA, 4323 nt
Organism: Hypomesus transpacificus
Lineage: Eukaryota; Metazoa; Chordata; Actinopteri; Osmeriformes; Osmeridae
Gene: sema3c
Product: sema domain, immunoglobulin domain (Ig), short basic domain, secreted, (semaphorin) 3C
Exons: 14
Coding region: 1-2241 (746 amino acids)
Biological process (GO): positive regulation of cell migration; neural crest cell migration; negative regulation of axon extension involved in axon guidance
Molecular function (GO): chemorepellent activity; semaphorin receptor binding
Source: RefSeq, a predicted model, not a curated record
AUGACCCUAAAACGGACCUUGAGAGCGGCACACCGCUGCACGUCGGGGGACACUUACAGGUUUCCCAAGCGAUGCUCCAGCUCAAGGUGGUGCUGCAGCCGUGCGAUCUCCGCCCUCAAAGCCUUCGCCUGCCUCCUGCAGUGCCCCUGGAUAAAGUCCCUUAGUCAGGCCUUAACAGUCUCCCACCACCCCUGCGUAGAAGGGCUUAAGGCCCACAAGGCCCUGAUAGAAAUGGGCCACGGAGUUGCAGAACGCCUGCUCCUCCAGGACCCCCAGGUUGAGGCACCAGUACCCCCGACCAAAGACCGGCACCCGGGCCUGCACCGUCAAGAGGACCCCAUCAUCGUCCGAGAAAAAUACAUGGAGCACCCGGCCCGACACCGGUCCCAAAGACCGAGGCAAGAAGACAAACCUGUCUCUCUAUUCCUGAUUCCCUCUCUUGUCCUGCAGGAGCAAGUGUUCCACAUCGACUCGCGAGCGGAAUCUGGCAAGGGUCGCUGCUCCUUCAAUCCCCAGGUCAACACUGUCUCCGUCAUGCUCAACCAGGAGCUGUUCUCAGGCAUGUAUAUUGACUUCAUGGGGACAGAUGCUGCCAUCUUCAGGAGCCUCACCAUCAGGAACGCAGUGAGGACAGACCAGCACAACUCCAAGUGGCUGAGUGAACCCAUCUUCAUCGAUGCCCAGUUGAUACCAGACGGAUCGGACCCCAACGAUGCAAAACUUUAUUUCUUCUUCCGGGAAAGAAUGACAGACAACAGCGGAAAUACCAAGAACAUCCACACCAUGGUCGCCAGAGUGUGUCCGAAUGACAUCGGAGGCCAGCGGAGCUUGGUGAAUAAGUGGACCACCUUCCUGAAGGCCCGGAUGGUGUGUUCAGUGCUGGAGGAGGAUGGCACUGAGACUCACUUUGAUGAGCUUGAGAGUGUGUUUUUACUGGAGACUGAGCAGCCUAAAAGCUUGCUGGUGUUUGGAGUCUUCACGUCAACAAGCUCUGUGUUUAAGGGCUCGGCCGUGUGUGCGUACAACAUGGCUGACAUUCUGACCGUCUUCAACGGGCCAUUCGCACACAGAGAGGGGCCUAACUUCCAGUGGGUGGCCUACCAGGGGCGCAUCCCCUAUCCCCGGCCUGGAACUUGCCCUGGUGGGGCGUUCACUCCAGACAUCCACUCAACCAAGGAGUUCCCAGACGAGGUGGUGACGUUCGUCAGAAAUCACCCAGUCAUGUAUAAUUCCAUCUACCCAAUCGGCAGACGGCCCCUGGUGGUGCGCACCAACGCUGACUACAAGUACACGUCCAUCGCUGUGGACCAGGUCAUCGCUGCUGACGGCCACUACCAGGUGCUGUUUCUGGGAACAGAUAAAGGAACAGUGCAGAAGGUAAUUGCCCUGCCUACCAAUCGUUCCCUGGACGAGGAUCUAAUCCUGGAGGAGCUGGAAGUGUUUAAGAACCAGGCACCAGUGACAAACUUAAGGAUAUCGUCUAAAAAGCAACAACUUUACGUCAGCUCCGAGCAUGGGGUCUCCCAGGUGUCCCUGCACCGUUGCCAUGCCUACGGGGAGGCAUGUGCCGACUGCUGUCUGGCCAGAGACCCCUACUGUGCCUGGGACGGCCUGAGCUGCUCGCGCUUCUACCCCUCUGGCAAGAGGAGAAGCAGGAGGCAGGACAUUAUCCAUGGAAACCCUCUAACACAGUGCAGGGGAUUCAACCUGAAAGCUUACAGAAAUGCAGUGGAGAUGACGCAGUACGGAGUGAAGAACAACACUACCUUCCUAGAGUGUCUGCCCAAAUCUCCCCAGGCUUCCAUCCGCUGGCUCAUCCAGAGAGACAACGACAGACGGAAAGAGGUAAAGCUGAGUGACAGGGUGCUCUCCACAGAGUACGGCCUGCUCCUACGCUCUGUCCAGCUGUCCGACCAGGGCCUGUACUACUGCCUGGCUACCGAGAACACCUUCAAACGCACCGCGGCCAAAAUCCGUCUGAGGGUCCUGAGCGAGGCCAUGGUGAGCGUGCUGACAGACAAGCAGCAGUCCCCCUGGGCGUGGGCCAGCUCCCUCCACCCCAAGGCCCUCCUGGCUGCCUUCAGCCCUGCGGAGAGCCUGGCCGUGCAGCAGUACUGCAAGGAGAGGAAGCAGCUCCAGAGCAUGCACCAGGGGCCCCUCCGGGGAGACCUGGCCAAGCUCAAGCCUCUGAUGGACCACAGGAAGAGCCGGAACCGCCGGAAUCACCUUCCCGGGGUUUGAACACAAGGGUUAGGAAGAGUAGGGUGACUCGGUAAUAAGCACACACACUCACAUACUACCCCCCCCCCACACGCACACACACACACACACACACACACACACACUACAACACAGACUCUGAUGUUCCACCCAGUGGAUCUAAAGGCUUACUCUGGUCCCUGCUCCAUGUCGUGUAUGGUGGAGUUGAAUGUGAGGGACUGUGAUCAUAGCCUGGGCUUUCUCUCGUCUUACACUAUAUGCAUGAGGCUCUCGCACCUGAGGGCUGUGAUGCAGUAUACGCAAACACAACACGAAUGAUGUGGAUUCAUGAGUUACAAUCAAUCGUCACAAAUGUCUUUCUUUCUUCAGCUUGAGAGCGCGUCAGGUUGGCUUCAAACACAUGCAGAGUACAAAUCCUCAUGGCUGGGCAAUGUGAAUAACAGAAACAUUGUGGAGUGUGUGAGUAUGUUUUACUGUGGACACUGGCUAUAAGGCUCGCCCUGCAAAGAUAAUUUACAAUUAUAGUCAUACUGUGUUUUUGUUUACAUCUACUUCACUUAAUAUUUUUGCUAAAUUUACAGAUUUAUGUUCAAGGUGUCGUGUUAGCCUGUAUUCUUAAAGGUAUGCUCAGAAUUUUUUGUUCUGUUAACAUGGAAAGUCCUGCUCCUCCCAGGGUUUCUAACUGUUUCUUUAUCUUAUGUUCCACCAUGGCUGUCUAUACAAAGAACAGAUUGUCUAUGGUGUGGUACUGUGUAAGUUGUCCUAAUAAACAUACUGUGGUGUCGGAAAUUAAAACACAGUGGAUAUGCCAGAGUACUCCUCCAGUUCAGCUGGCACCCAUAUGCAAAAACCUUGUACAUUGUCUGGAACAGGAACCUGGAAGCUUGGCUAUGCACACAUGCCUGAAUACUCACACACACUCCCACACACUCACGGGUGAUACGUUCUUGUGUUUAAGCACAGAGGCAUGUUAAUGUGGACACGCUUCAUCAAAAUGUCAUACCAUAUCCUGAUUGGGUACUCUGUGGUUGCUAGGUUGCAUUUAAUCUGUGUAUCCCAUGAGUGCAGAUGUGCCUCCCAAGCCAAUAGCCAAAGCAGAAUCUUCCCUCUCUCACACACAUACACCCUAGCACAUACCCUGUCACACACUCUAACACAUUAGUAAACACAUACAUGCUAAAUAUUCUAAUAGGUUUCCUAAACUGAGGAUUGCUUGUUACCAAGCCUUCAUCUCUGAAUCAAUACACUAUAGCCGACACAUUGCAACAUGGUGUUGCUACACUGAUUGAUUGCAGCUUGGCUGUGCAUUCACUAAUUAGCUCAAGCAUUUUAAUACAGUUCAAUUUAAGGUAAACAACCUUGGGCUAACAUUGCUACUUUGUUGACAAAUCGUUCUGGUAAAUCUGUUUGAUUUAUACACUGUGUUUCACAUCAAGCAACCAAUUUGUGCAUGGCUAGUUUGUUGUCACUGUACAGAAGCAUGUGCCUUUGUGGCUGUUUCUGGUCUUAGAAUGGAUUACAGUAUUGGUUGACCACAAUCAUAACAGAAUCGCAUAUAUAUUGGAUUUCGUAGUCAGUAUAAUUCAGUGUUUUGUUCAACUAGGGGAAUAUUUUUCCUUUCCCUGAAAGCUAGCCGAAUCAAGAAGGACAUAAUGAAACUAUUAUCAGAGCUAUCAUAGUGAAUUAAUCAUUCGACUCAAAGUUUGGGAGAGGGUCAAACUAGCUUCCUCAUUUUAUAUAGUGUGAAUAAGUCAUUCAUUUUUUGGUUUCGCCAAGUAUAGCCAAUGUAGAUAUAGAUGUCUUUGGUUUGUGUACAGUUCAUUUCUUAUUUUCAUCAUUGUAACUUAUGUUAAUGUUGGACUUUUGUGGAUAUGUGUUCAUCAGUGUGACCCUACUGUAUAUAAUUUCAACAAUAUUAAUUCGGUAACCAUGACUGUAUCUGCACAUUGCAGAGAUAUAUUUUCAAAUUAUUUUUUCAUAACUAACAUAUUGUUCCCAUAGGUUUGUCAUCAUCACAGUUAAUGUUGUGUCAAUGUUCUCAUGAAACUUAUGUAUUACUAUUUAUUAAUGUAAUGUCAGCCUGAAUAAAUACAUUAAACUGUA